Molecule: messenger RNA, 1068 nt
Organism: Colletotrichum spaethianum
Lineage: Eukaryota; Fungi; Ascomycota; Sordariomycetes; Glomerellales; Glomerellaceae
Exons: 3
Coding region: 1-1068 (355 amino acids)
Biological process (GO): nuclear membrane fusion involved in karyogamy; karyogamy involved in conjugation with cellular fusion
Cellular component (GO): endoplasmic reticulum membrane
Source: RefSeq, a predicted model, not a curated record
AUGCGUCGCGACAUCUUCACGAUCCUUUGGGGAUCGUUGAUGACGCUCUCUUGGUUUGGAGGCGUCGACGCAUUCUCAUGGGGUGGCGAUGGAGGCGGUUCGAAAUUUCCCCGAUCCUUGGAAGAACACAUCGUGGAACCCUCGGUUGCGAUCCAAGACAGAUCACGCUUACCGAACGUUUACGCCGUUGCCAUGCAGGAACUCCAAGAGUUGGAGUCUGAACCUUUAUGCCAUCGCAUCGCUGCCCGCCUACUGGUCAACAACUGUCAGCUACUCGACGGCAAAGAUGAUGCUACCGUUCUCACAGAUAGUGGUAGGCAGGUUCGCGACUUUGUUGAUUCGUACGCCGCUAGUCUCGCCAUUUGCGACCUUGAAAGAGGCAGCUUCGUCAUCCCCUCCAGCUGUGCGCCAUUCCGAGAGCACUCUCUGGCCAAAAUACCAGAUUCGAGCAUCCCUCGCCUCCACGCCUCCCCUCAGCAGAUCGACUCGUGUCUUUCAGGACUGGCCAAGUCCGACUCGGCAUGGAAUACUUGGGUCAGUUACCGUCACAAGGCCUUGAGGUUCUGUGAAGCUGCCCGUGCGGACAAUGAAAAAGAAGUUCUCUCCAAGCUUUCUGAGGGAGUCGAACAGGAGCUCGAGGAUAAUCUUCAAGCCAUCAAUACCCGAGCAACCGAAACAACAGAACAGUUACGGCGCAUGGUGCCUGAGAUCGAACAACUACGAAAUAGGCUCCAGGACUUAGACCGAAAGAUAUAUCAGGAUGUUAUGCAGGCAUCUCAGUUCAUGAUGGGAAUCUGGCUGACAAGAAAGGCAUCGAAUGCUGUGAUUAGAGACGGCUUUGAAGAUGCUCAGAACCUACAACAGCUGUUGAAUGUUCUUCUCAAGACGGUUGUGAGAAGCAAUGCGGAAGUUGCGGCAUCUCAAGAGGUGGCAUUGGCGACUUUCAAGGACCGCACGGAUUCUGAGGUUGCAUUUGUCAUGGCUGCGCUUACAACAGCUGCAGCGUCUUCCGCUUCCCUCCAGAGUCAGAUAGUGGGUGCACUUGAAUCCGCCGAGAUCGUACACUAA